UGGUGACAUUCCCGUAGGCAGCAGUCGUCUCUCCGGCGCGCUACCGGCGAGACCUGGCGCACCGGCUUUUCUUCUUGCUGACGCCGCUCGCAUCCCGAACUAAGUCGCGUGCCGUGCUCCAUGCACAACAGCUCAGGCAGACCGCGCUCUUCAACUCGUGCUACGGAUGUGCACCGACCGCUGCGCGCGCUCACCGGCGAGGCUGACGAGGCUCUACUUCACUUCUCCGAUAGGGCCUUCUAAUUCGUUAUUACCGAUCAAUUGUCAGCACGUGAAUUUUUCCUCUCUCUAAUUAAAUGAGCGAGUUUUUGGAGACUAAUUGAGGUAGCUCAUCUGGCAUUCACGUCAUGCGCUUUUUCCCGGAGGUGUACUCGGUGCCAGAGGGACGCGCGUCUGCCAGCACUCAAGGUUAGCUUGCUUUAUUUUUUAGUUUUUUUUUUCGCCUUUCUUCCUUCGGAUGCGUCCAGUACAAACGCAUAAUCAACAGUGCGUUAUCACUUCGCGGUGAUAUAUACAAGUCCCGUUCUUAGUCGUUUGUUUUGGUAUAAGACCGAUGAACAGACUUUAGUGGCGAAAAAAAAAACAAAAAAAAAGAGGAAAGACCUCACUAUCUUGACGUGUGCGCCGCACUUGCAAUCUGUCAUCUCCGCCGCGCCGGUAAACGAACCGCACCGUUUUCUAACCCCUAAACAGGCGAUUUCUUUUUUUCUUCUUCUUCUUCUUCUUCUUCUUCUUCUUCUUCUUCUUCUUCUUCUUCUUCUUCUUCUUCCGACGUUGACUUGAAGCACAAAAGUCAUGCUCAACAUGAGUGUAGAUAGCAACUUUUCCAACUCCACCAACUUCACGGAUGCCUUGGCGGCCAGUCCAGUCAAGUAUCCACUAAUCAAGACUAUCCACGACUGGUUGAUCGUCGGCAUUCUGGUAUCCAUCAUGUUUGGCAUGGGCUGCCAUAUCAAGAUGUCUGAGAUAUGGGCGCAUCUGCGACGACCAUUCGGCGUGGCUGUGGGAAUGCUAUGCCAGUUCGUGAUGAUGCCCCUGCUGGCGUUCGGCCUGUUGACAUCUAUGCGACUGAGCGGCCUGUUCGCCAUCGGCAUGCUCAUCAUGGCCUGUUGCCCCGGUGGAACUGUCUCCAACGUGUUCGCAUAUUUCGUCGAUGGCGACGUCCCUCUCAGUAUCGCCAUGACACUUUGCUCGACGGUGCUGGCCAUGGGCAUGAUGCCGGCGAACAUGCUGAUAUACGGCAAUUACGUGGAUACAGGCGACAUUGUGGUGCCCUACUCCAAGAUGGCAAUGAGCCUCGUCUUCAUUUCGCUCCCAGCCGGUCUUGGCAUGCUGUUCAACUGGUUCUGCCCGCGGGUGGCACCUUACAUCACAAAGCUGUCCAGCACCCUCGGUGGCCUGCUGAUCGUGGUGACCCAAAUCAUGGAGGUGUUCAUCUUUCCCGAUAUCUUCCACAACAUUCCCCCCGUGUUGUACGCUGCAACGGUAAUCAUGCCUGCAGCAGGUAUGAUGCUCGGCUACCUCAUCAGUUGGCUUCUCAAGAGACCAGAUGCCGUUCGGAAAACCAUUGCCAUCGAGUCCGGCAUCCAGAACGUCGGCAUGGGACUCACAAUCGUCUCGCUCUCUUUCAAGUUUCAGACUGCCAUCACAUUCCUUGACGAGGCCAAAUUUUUCGGAAAUCCCCUGACUUCCAUAAGGGAACAAAAGCAAGCCCUACUCUUCCCAUGGCUUUAUGGCUUCACAAUGAUAGCUUUAAGUUUCCUGCUGUGUGGCAUUUAUCGAGUCUACAAAAAAUUUUUUUCAAGAUCAAGCUCACACAAUAUUGCUCCUGAAGCAGGAACUACAAAGCAAAACGAAAAGAUGCAGCUGUCCACUGUGCAAGUUCCAAGCCAAGGUGUUUUCAAUGCAGCAUUUCAAGGCUGAUGCAUCAUUCUUAAGUGGACUUUGAUGAGCAACUACACUGGGAAAGGCUCCUGUUUUAAUGUUCAAGCCACAAUAAGAAGUGCAACUGGUCUAACCAUUUGUGUAACUGGUCUGUAGAGAGCUGCACAACAAUACCAACAUGUACACGAGUAUGAAAUGCCAAUUUUGGUGACGCCUGCUGUGGCUACAGCUUUCUGCUUUGAAGUGUUUCACUCCCAGCUUCACAAGUGUUUGUUGCAUCAUGCAGCGUAUUAUAAAAAAUUAAUACGCUCCAUCAUGGCACUGUAAAUUUUCAUGUGUACCGAAAAUGAGAAAUAAAAACGUGCCCAAGACUCCACAUGGAAAAAAAAAUUAAUUUACGCACCCCAGUCACUGCUAAAUUAUGAGCCAAGGCUAGGAAUCGGUUGUUUUUGUCUAAAUUCAAUUGCAGAUGCUUGAAAGUAAACACUAAGAGCAUUUAAUAAACUUCAACACAAUCCUAA
This is a messenger RNA of Rhipicephalus microplus (southern cattle tick), 2405 nucleotides long. RefSeq names its product ileal sodium/bile acid cotransporter. The record is from RefSeq and is a predicted model, not a curated record. Gene Ontology annotation, cellular component: membrane. Gene Ontology annotation, biological process: bile acid and bile salt transport. Gene Ontology annotation, molecular function: bile acid:sodium symporter activity. NCBI's taxonomy places the organism in Eukaryota, Metazoa, Arthropoda, Arachnida, Ixodida, Ixodidae.